This is a messenger RNA of Paralichthys olivaceus (Japanese flounder), 6535 nucleotides long. RefSeq names its product strawberry notch homolog 2b (gene sbno2b). Gene Ontology annotation, cellular component: nucleus. Gene Ontology annotation, biological process: regulation of DNA-templated transcription. Gene Ontology annotation, molecular function: chromatin DNA binding; histone binding. Lineage: Eukaryota; Metazoa; Chordata; Actinopteri; Pleuronectiformes; Paralichthyidae. The record is from RefSeq and is a predicted model, not a curated record.
CGUUUUUUCGCUUUUCAAAAUGGCACCGUCUCAAUAAGGAAGUGGAGAAAACAACUAAGAAGAAUAAGUUGGAUAAAAUCCCCAGUUUCCGUUUCUUUGACGCGACUCCUUGUUGAGAACCGGGUCGUGCGGCCGGGGAUUGGAUUUCGAACAAGUUACACACUGAACGGUCAUGGAGAGCGUUUACUCCUGCUAGAAGUACUACCUAGGACAAAGCCAGCACGUGGGUGGUGGUCAGAGGGUGCGUUGCCUAAGUCAGCUGGUGGUCAUGUGUGAAGCUGUGGUCUGAUGCCCACCCUCCCCUCAGCGCUGGCCAUGGACGGGGAGAACUACCUGCAUCCAGAGGGCCCUCAGCUGGACAGCAGCUUGUUCUCUGGUGUCUCCUCUAACAUGGAGAGUUCAAUAUACGCAUCCUCUGGAUCCUGGGGAUCUUUUUCUCAGCAGGCUGGAUACAGCAUACACUGCCCUAUGCAAUCUGGAAACCAGCAAUACCACUUUAACAGCAGCACUACCACCACCACUCCGGAUGUGCACAUGGACGUGUACUCUGGAUUCCCUGAAGUGGACUUUUCCAGCCUCAACGUCCCUCGAAAUGGAGAUUUUCCCCAGGACCUGUCCUGCAUUGAUGACCUCUCCACAAACUCUCUGUUCUCAUCUCCGGCCGACUCGCUGUCGGAGUAUGCCGAUGCCCAGUCCUUCAUCAGCACGGAUAACUUGGAAGCGGUGCCCACCAUCUGGGACGUCAGCACUAGUACCACCACCACACCAGCACAAAGCCAGCUAGAGCAGAAUGGCAGCAGCAGGUUUCAUGGCUUGGCCAGUUUGGAUGAUAUAACUGCUAUUAUCAGCACCCCACCUUUAGGAGGAUUCCAGGCUAAAAGAACUCAGACUCCACCAGAGGAGGAAGAGGAUGCUGAGGAAGAAGAAACAGAGGAACUGGGACAUGUAGACACAUAUGCUGAGUACAGACCCUCGAAAUCCACCAUAGGAAUCUCUCAUCCUGACAUAGUGGUGGAGACCAACACACUAUCCAGUGUCCCUCCUCCUGACAUCACAUACACCCUCUCUAUCCCUGAGUCGACUAUUAACAGUGGCUUGCUGUCCGCUCUGCAGCUAGAGGCCAUCAUCUAUGCCUGCCAGCAACACGAGGUGAUCCUUCAGAACAACCAGAGAGCAGGCUUCUUGAUCGGAGAUGGGGCAGGGGUCGGAAAGGGUCGCACUGUGGCAGGAAUCAUCCUGGAGAAUUACCUUAGGGGAAGAAAGAAAGCACUGUGGUUCAGCAUAUCGAAUGAUCUGAAAUUUGAUGCAGAGAGAGAUCUCAAAGACAUAGAUGCACCGAUUAUUCCUGUGCAUGCCUUAAACAAGAUAAAGUAUGGAGACACAGCUACCUCAGAAGGAGUCCUGUUUGCAACUUACUCUGCGCUGAUAGGAGAAAGCCAAGCUGGAGGGCAGCGGCGAACGAGAAUUAAACAGAUCCUGGACUGGUGCAAGCCAGACUUUGAUGGAGUUAUUAUUUUUGAUGAAUGCCACAAAGCCAAGAAUGCCACAUCCACAAAGAUGGGCAAGGCAGUGCUUGACCUGCAAAACAAGCUGCCACGGGCCAGAGUGGUGUAUGCCAGUGCCACAGGUGCCUCUGAGCCAAAGAACAUGAUCUAUAUGAGCCGCCUGGGAAUCUGGGGUGAGGGCACGCCCUUCAGAGCAUUCGAUGACUUCCUGCACACCAUCGAGAAGAGAGGUGUCGGGGCCAUGGAGAUUGUUGCCAUGGACAUGAAAGUGAGCGGUAUGUACAUUGCCAGGCAGCUGAGCUUCUCAGGGGUAUCUUUCCGCGUUGAAGAGAUCAGACUGGACAGUGACUUCAAACUGGUCUAUAACAAAGCUGCCAAACUGUGGGCGGAGGCAUUGCAAGUUUUCUUGCGUGCAGCGGAUGAGCUGGGCCUGGUUAGCAGGAAGUCUCUGUGGGGGCAGUUCUGGUCGUCUCACCAACGCUUCUUCAAAUACCUCUGCAUCGCUGCCAAGGUCCGCUGCCUGGUGGAGCUGGCCCAAAAGGAGCUGCAGGCCGGAAAGUGCAUCGUUGUUGGCCUUCAGUCGACCGGAGAGUCUCGUACCAGAGAAGUCCUGGAUGAGAAUGAUGGACAUCUGGACAGAUUUGUCUCUGCAGCAGAGGGAGUAUUCCAGUCUCUGGUAUCGAAGCAUUUCCCUUCAGAGAAACAGAGGAGAGAGAAGGCACCAGGCAAUAAGAGAAAACGGAAGCCUAGAGGGCGCCACCACAAGGUACCCAAGCACACGGUGGACAGCGGCGGUGUGAUCAACAUCACUGAUGACAGCAGUAGUGACUCCGACGGCAUGGACACAGACUCCAACUCCUCACCCGACUCCCUGCUGGACAACGAUGAUGUCAUCUUUGUGAACCACACUAGCUGCCAGACAGCGAGGAUAGAGGAGAUGAAGCAGGGCCUCCUCAACAAAAUAUCCCAGCUGGGAAAAGAACUACCUCUCAACACCUUGGAUGAGCUCAUUGAUAAGUUUGGCGGACCAGAUAAAGUCUCAGAGAUGACCGGUCGUAAGGGUCGUGUGGUUCGGCGUCCUGAUGGCAGCGUCCGUUAUGAGUCACGGGCUGAGCAGGGUCUCACCAUCGACCACAUCAACUUAAAGGAAAAAGACCGCUUCAUGGGUGGAGAGAAGUGUGUGGCUAUCAUCUCAGAGGCAGCCAGCUCUGGGAUUUCCCUGCAGGCGGACAAACGAGUGAAAAACCAGAGGCGCAGAGUCCACAUGACCCUGGAGCUACCUUGGAGUGCAGACAGAGCUAUUCAGCAGUUUGGUCGAACCCAUCGGUCUAAUCAGGUGACGGCCCCAGAGUACAUCUUCCUCAUCUCAGAGUUGGCAGGGGAGAGACGUUUUGCCUCCAUUGUGGCAAAGAGACUAGAGAGCCUGGGGGCUUUAACACACGGAGACAGAAGAGCCACUGAAUCCAGAGACCUGAGCAAGUACAAUUUUGAAAACAAGUACGGUACCAAGGCUUUGGAUAAGAUCACCAAAGCAAUCCUUGGCCACAUAGAGAACAAAGUGCCCCCUCCCAAAGGUUACCCAGGAGGUGAUGCCAUCUUUUUCAGAGAAAUGAAACUUGGAAUGAUGGAUGUAGGGAUCUUUUGUAAGGAGCCGCGCUUUGGGAUCAGUACAGAGAAAGACUGCAGCAUCACCAAGUUCCUAAAUCGUAUCCUGGGCCUGGAGGUCCACAAGCAGAACUAUCUCUUCCAGUACUUCACUGAUAACUUUGAUUAUCUAAUCGAGAAGGACAAGAAGGAGGGCAAAUACGACAUGGGAAUCUUAGACCUGGCCCCAGGUAAUGAUGAGAUCUAUGAGGAGAAGCAGGAAUCUUUCCUGACAGUUGGAAACCCUCAGGAUGGACAGGUUGUUCUCUAUAAGAUCAGUGUCGACAGAGGUAUGCCCUGGGAUGAGGCCUACAACAGGUCAUUGAAGCUCAGCGGCCCUGAUGAGGGAUUCUACCUGUCCCAGAAGCUGCGAGGAAACCACCCAUGUGUGCUGCUGGCUGAGCAAGGACGAGGCAAGAACUUCAUCGUCUUCAAGCCCAAUAUCGGCAAGCAAAGCCACCCAGAGAGCCUGGAAAACCUACACCAACGUUACCGGAAGGUGACUCCAGAAGAAGCCAGAGACAGUUGGGAGAACCAGUUCACCUUCUCCUUCAAGAAGUGCAGCCAUGCCAACUGGAAUGGGAAGUGUAAGAAAAUUGAGGAAGGCCAGGAGUGUCUGCAGGGCAUGCGGCUGCGUCAGUACCACAUGUUGUGUGGUGCUCUACUGCGUGUGUGGAAGCGAGUGUCCGACGUGGUGUCUGACAUCACCAGCUCCAGCAUCUUGCAGAUUGUCCGUCUUAGAACAAAGCAGCACAACAAGCAAGUCGGUAUCAAGAUCCCAGAGAACUGCGUGGCCCGUGUGCGGGAGGAGCUGUUGCUAAUGGACGAGGAGGUGAAGAGGAGGCGAAAGGAGAAGGAGCAGCAGGCCGUGGAGCAGCGGCUGGCCGAGGAGCGCAUGCGUAAAAUGGAGCAAGAUAACAAGCACCUCCUGGCGAAUCUGUUCAACCAGAAGCCCAUGCUUAACCAGUCCCUCGCUCAGUCUCUCACCCAAAGCCAGAUCCUCAAACUGAAACUGAACCAAAACCCUCUGUUGAGGACACAGACUGGGAGCUUCUCUCAGUUGCAGAGAAUGCCAGGCCAGAGCCAGUCCGCCUUACAGCCACCCUCCCAGAGCUUACCCCUGUUGUCCUUACAGAGAAAUCCCAGCCAAACGCAGCAGCAACAACGGACCCAUAACAGCUGGCCCAACAAUCCCACCACCAACAACAGCAACAACAGCAACAACCAGGGAUCUCUGCCCAAUGCCGUUAGCCUCAGCUCCAAUUUCUCUCAGUUUUACCCCCAGUCUUUCCUUUCCUCUUUUCCACAGCUGAAGAACCCGUCUCUUCCACUCAAUCAGGCCACACUGUCUCAAAGCUUGUCUUCCAAGAAUCCCCUGAAUGAGAUCUUGGACCUGACUGUCAGCUCCUCAUCGCCCUCCCCAGACAGCACGGAGGGCGGGCUGCCUCUUGAUACUCUGGCCGGACACGCAUCAUUCGACUUUAACCUGGAGUCUCUGAUUUCCCAGAGUGCAUUGAAUGCCCAGCACGCUGCACAAAUACAGCAGCCUCUUUUGCUACAACAGCAGCACCAGCAGCAGCAACAUCUGCAGGUGACACAACAGCAGCAGCAGCAACAGCAGCAACAACAGCAGCAGCAGCAACAACAACAACAACAUCUGCAAGCGACGCAGCAGCAGAAUCACAACCUGCUCACCAAUAACCACCAUCAGAACCUGUUAGAUUUAUUUGACGUGCCCCUUUCUCCCCAGAUGCCCACACAGAAAGUCAGCCCUUCAUCCUCCGCUUCCUCCUGCUCUUCCUCCACGUCCUGCGCCUCGUCUGUGUCAAACAACCUGGUCUCUCACGUGCCCGGUGGUCUCCCACCUGCAUCCACCCUCAUCCCAACAUCAUCCCCCUCUUCUCUCUUCUCCAACCCGUCCUCCUCUUCUUCUCUGUUUCCCAGCCCUUCCCCUUGCUUCUCUCCCUCCUUUCUACUCCCACAGUCCGACUCUCUGUCCUUACCCAACGGCCACUGCAGUUCUGCCACUCUCGACGUCCGCGAGGCGCUGAACAGCAUGCUUCAGGCCGGUCCAGAUCGCAAGUCUGUCAUCCAGUACCUGCCACAAGACUGAGAGCUUAGUUAUGUCAACAGCUCGGACUGUAUUUUUCUUAAAGUAUUUUUUUGUUUGAAAGCAGAUUGCGUCUUGUUUGCUGCUGUCUACGAUCGCACCCUCGGACCUAUUCCCUCUCCCCUCAGGGCCUAUAGUCACGUCACUGCCUGUCCUGCGCUCUGCUCACCCCCUCUCUCUACCCACCUGUAGCAUUCACCUGCUUGAGGCUGUCGAGGUGAUGGUGGGCUCGAUCAACACCAGAUUUCUUCACCAAAGUGUGUCCUCCACAGUGAAAGGCAGCUGUUAAAAGAAAAGUGAAAUAAAAAAAUCACGUGAUAACUGUAUUUUAUUGAACAUGCGAGCUGUCCAAACAAAAGCUCAUUCAUCGAGGUGUGGAAAUCUUAAAAAUAAAACCUCCCGCUGCUGAUUUUUUUGUACGAGGAAUGAUCAGCGAAGUUGCUGGAAGCUCGAAAUGCCUUUCCCCAGUUAACACCACAUCUUUUUCGACUUUGCUUUACUGUUACUUCGCUUCUCGGCCAUUUGUCUUGGCUAAAUCAAGGCUGUAUGCAAGGCUUGGUUUAAGUGAAAACAAAAGAUGGUGUUGAACUGGAAGACAAGGAGACAAAAAACAGAAAAACAUCAAAUCUGUUAGCUGAUUAGCCAUGAAAUGCCUCAGUUUUCAUUCUUUCCUCUACGAGCUCCCUCUUGUUUCUCUCCCUGCCUGUAUGAACACUAGAGUGAGGAAAAAGGGAGAGGAAGAGCAGUCUGCUGUUGCGAACAGUGCCUUUGGAGAAAUCUAUAAAUGCAGUCUAAAAAUCCAUGUAGCCUAAUGUAUAGAUUUGUAUUUUUGAGCAUUGGUUUUGAUUUUUAUUUAAUAUGUUGUAUUUCUAUUUAACUAUUAGCCCCCCUUUAGUCAGUCGUUCAUCGUUUGUGUUACACUAUGCUGGUGGCGGCUUUCAGGAAGAAGCCUCCAUCAAGCCUGUAUGUGCUUGUUUGAUGGUCUGUGGAGCCGUGACAUGUGCUGGGAGCUCAGUAUGGCACAAACAAGUCGAGCAGCAUUGAUAAAGAAAAUCUUUUCUUUUUCUUUCCUUUUUUUUUUUUAAAGCUGACAGUAACAUUGAGCGACAUGACUCCUGAUUUGAUUUGGCUUUGAAUUUCUCAGGAAAGUCUCAAGUGUUUUUGUGGGGUUGUUUCAUGUGUCAUUUUUCAUCAAUGAUGGGAAAUUUACAUAGUUUCAGUCUUGAAUUACAGAUGAUGACAAAGAAUUAAAUUCUCUCAAGGUUUAAGAAGAAAA